Molecule: messenger RNA, 2628 nt
Organism: Acaulospora morrowiae
Lineage: Eukaryota; Fungi; Glomeromycota; Glomeromycetes; Diversisporales; Acaulosporaceae
Source: the annotation of a GenBank genome assembly
AUGGUGCUUCGCAGAUCAGCUAGGAUUGCGGCCAAGGAAAAGAAGAAGGAAACAAGUCAACAACCUGACUUGUUUACUGACGAAGUUGGCCACGCGAAGAAGAAAGCCCUCCCCGAGGUUUCUUUAAAGGAGGUGAAAGAAGCGCCGUACGUCGAAAUUAUCACCAGCAAAGAAAGUCCAGAAGUGUUCGUUCAACUCUCUCCUCCCGAAACCUUCAAUGACAAGGAAAUUCCCGGAAAUUCCGUUGAAAAAGACAAAUCAAAGAACAGAACAAAGUUUACUCAAAGAACAUCAAAAGAAAUUGUUCAGCAUUCGGACGGAAGCAAGAGCAUAUUCGAGCCGAUCAAUUUAGAGUGGCUACAAGGUUUACAAGAUAGUGCAGUCGACGAUUCAGAUAAAACAAUUACAAUCACUUUCAAAGCUCCAAAAGUAGAAUACAAGCCAAGAGGAAUUACCAAAAUCGAACGAACAAUACGGCAUAAUAUUCACAAAACCCACCUGCUAACAUUACUUGCUAAUGGGAUGAUUAGGAACGAAUGGUGUAAUGACCAAUUGACUCAGGCUAUGGCUUGUUCAUUAAUUGAGCGCGACAUGUUAGCUCUUUUUGAUAAGGCACUUAAACCGAAUGAUAGUUCUCGUGGUCAUUUACUGAUCACCGCAUUGCAAGAAUUAUGUGAUUGGUGGAAAAAAUAUUUCAUUAUUUCCAAACCGGGAAUUUGUUCUAGAGAAUAUCACGAAUUUGGUACGAAAGGACUUGUUGAGGAUGACGAAAAAUUUCCUGAUUCCCUCAAGUCAAUAAAGUCUUUUCGAAAAAGCCUUAAAGUUGGUGAAGGAAGUCGUGACACGUCUGCUCAAUUAUUCGUUGCGUUACUGAGGUCUUUCGGGAUUUCUGCUCGACUUGUAUGUUCUUUACAAGCAGUCUCCUUCAGAUUUGCGCGCAAGAACAAUUCCUGCGGUGUUGGAUCAACGGAUCAAGAUAGGAAUAAUAAAAGCAAAAAGCAAAGUAGUAGUAGCAAAAGGAAGGAAAGAGAUGACGACGACUAUAACCCUUUCAUAAAGAAGCAAGCUGUUUAUUCACGGAAGUCUCGUAACGUGUCAAAUAGUGUCCAACCAAAAUCGUUUCCUAGACAUUAUGUACACGACCCCAAUUCUCCACCAAUUUUCUGGUGCGAAGUAUAUUUUGCAGUUCACCAAAAAUGGUUGUGUGUUGAUCCAAUUCGGGCGUUCGUGAAUAGACCGAAAGCGAUGGAGCCUUCUUCCACAGAUAAGAAUAAUGUUAUGGCAUAUGUAGUGGCAUUCGAACAAGAUGGCUAUAUUAAAGAUGUCACUCGUAGAUAUACAGCGCAAUGGGGUGCAAAAACUCGUAAAUUGCGAAUACCCAGUACCAAAGACGGUUACAAUUGGUGGGACGAGACGUUAGCAUAUUUUUCGCGUCCGUAUGAGAGGGAGCAAGAUCUAUUUGAAGACGCGAAUUUACUAUCCAUGGAAACCUCUGAACGUAUGCCCACCACUAUUAGCGCUUUUCAUAACCAUCCUUUGUAUGCCCUUGAACGCCACCUAAAAAAAUUUGAAAUAAUUAUUCCUAAGCAACCAAUACUUGGACGUAUUCGAGGAGAACCGAUAUAUCCGCGUAGGAAUGUCAAACAGUUACAUACCGCGGAAACUUGGUUGAGAGAAGGUCGACAAGUGAUGGAGGGUCAGCAACCAAUUAAACACGUAAAAUCACGCAUAUAUACUAUGGCAAAACGAAGGGCCGCAAACAUGGCUGAAUUGUUUAACGAGGAACCGCCUGAGUCUGGCCUUUAUGGAGAAUGGCAAACCGAACUUUAUAAACCGGACCCUGUUGUAAACGGAAAGGUGCCAAAAAAUCAUUAUGGAAACGUAAAUUUAUUCAAACCUUCGAUGUGUCCACCGGGUGGUGUUCACCUUCCAUAUAACGGGAUAGGAAGGAUUGCGAAAAAGUUUGGCAUUGAUUACGGUGAAGCAGUGGUUGGAUUCGAUUUUCAAUCUCAACGAUGUGUUCCAGUGGCGAAAGGCGUUGUUGUUCCAGAAGAGCAUGCUGAAAUGUUGUUGGAGGCAUGGCAAGAACAUUGUAGAAACGUCGAAGCAACGAAUGAAGCAAAAAGGUUAAAAGAAAUAUAUGAUAGCUGGAGAAAACUUAUAUUAGGCGUACAAAUUCGACAGAGAUUAAAAGACGAUUACGGAGAAAAAUUUGAAGAAAUCAUUCCUUUGGAAGAUGAAGAAGAGGAGGAGAACGAAUUUUACCAUGGAGGAGACACAGAUGAAGAAAGGAUGGAUGAAAAUGAUCCCGAUGCUAAAUACUGUGGUGAAGACAAAGUUAUUGUAGAGACUGAAGAUGAUUAUAUCGGCUCGAAAGGUGAUAAAAAAGCUUGUGAAGAGUUGUCUGUCAACUUCGAAGCAGAAGUAGAUCCUAUUGAGGAUGCGCACCUUAAAGAAGAUACUAAAGAUCGUGGUAAAGGAAACGAUAUUGAUAUGAUCGACACUUCAAGUUUUGUUGAAGAAUCUAGUGAUGAGAAUUCUUAUGUUCGCAACAAUACUUCUGACGAUAUUCCUGACGACGGGAUUUCAACUGAAGAUGAAGACAUGGCCGAUAAUCAUGUGUUCUAG